AUGAGCACCUUUGAGAAGGAGGUUGUUAUCGACGGCAAAGGCCACCUGCUUGGACGUCUUGCUUCUAUUGUUGCAAAGCAGCUGCUUAACGGCCAGCAUGUCACCGUUGUCCGUUGCGAGGAACUGAACAUUUCCGGUGAGUUCUUCCGCAACAAGCUCAAGUACCACGCUUACUUGCGCAAGGCCACCCGCUACAACAAGACCCACGGUCCCUUCCACUUCCGUGCCCCCUCGCGCAUUUUCUACAAGGCUGUCCGCGGCAUGAUCUCGCAUAAGACCCCCCGUGGCAAGGCUGCUCUGGCUCGCCUCAACGUCUACGAGGGUGUCCCCCCUCCUUACGACAAGAAGAAGCGCGUCGUUGUCCCCCAGGCUCUGCGUGUCCUCCGCCUCCAGCCCGGCCGCAAGUACACCACCGUCUCUCGUCUCUCCCACGAGGUUGGCUGGCAGUACAAGGACGUUGUCGAGCGUCUCGAGGAACGCCGGAAGGCCAAGUCUGCCGCUUAUUACGCUAAGAAGGCUGCUUUGAACAAGAAGAUCGCUUCCGCCAAGUCCGCCCAGGCCUCUACUGAGGUUUCCAAGAAGCUGGCUGCCCUCGGCUACUAG
Molecule: messenger RNA, 603 nt
Organism: Wickerhamiella sorbophila
Lineage: Eukaryota; Fungi; Ascomycota; Dipodascomycetes; Dipodascales; Trichomonascaceae
Product: 60S ribosomal protein L16-A
Exons: 1
Coding region: 1-603 (200 amino acids)
Biological process (GO): negative regulation of translation; translation
Cellular component (GO): ribosome; cytosolic large ribosomal subunit
Molecular function (GO): mRNA binding; structural constituent of ribosome
Source: RefSeq, a predicted model, not a curated record